Labrus bergylta (ballan wrasse) is the source of this 1714-nucleotide messenger RNA. Its product is annotated as neurexophilin-2. Gene Ontology annotation, molecular function: signaling receptor binding. The record is from RefSeq and is a predicted model, not a curated record. NCBI's taxonomy places the organism in Eukaryota, Metazoa, Chordata, Actinopteri, Labriformes, Labridae.
AUGAUCCUCUCCUCGCGUCCACCCUCCAAACUGACUUCGUCUCCGCGCAAACUUCCAGCAGACGCGCAGCAGCAUGAGCGGAGGCAGACCGCAUGGAUGUGCCACAUGAGGCGGACCACAGGAACUGAUCACAACGCUCAAAGUUUUUCGAAAGCACCAUCCGCGACUCCGACUGAACAAACACACAACUUUGCGUGUGUUUUUCUGCUUCCGUAAUACUUUUCACCUGUCGCCUGCCUGUUGGGAUUGCUUGGAUUCCACGGUGCGUCUUUUUAUGUCCAGUCGGAGAGGCGUGUAGUUUUUUUUUUACGGGGUGGUCUGCGUUAAGGACGGUGACAUGCAGGUUCUCGGUUGGACCGUAGUUCUCCUCUGCCAGUGGAUCCUACGGAAGGUCCAAGGGUUGGAGAAGCAGGUGGAUUUCUCAGAUCUGGGCCCAGUGGGGUCUGUGAUGAAGACUCUUCCAUAUGGCAUGGGUGGAGGCACAGCAGGGGGAACGACAGGGGGAGUUGUUAAGCCUCCAUACCAAACACGCAUCUUCUCCACCUCCAUCGACCAGACACCAAUGAAAUCCAAGCCUCCCACCUACAGUUUCUUCAACCCGUAUGACUCGGCCCGGAACCAGUCGCUCUUCCUAGACCAGACAGGGUACCGCUCCAAGCGUAAACCCUCGCUAAAGACCGCCAUGAAGACCAAAAAGAUCUUUGGCUGGGGGGACUUCUACUUUAAUGUCAAGACCAUGAAGUUCAGUUUAUUGGUAACAGGGAAAAUUGUAGACCACAUCAAUGGGACGUUCACCGUUUAUUUCCGGCACAACUCAUCCAGCCUGGGAAACGUUUCGGUCAGCAUCGUGCCGCCAACUAAAGUGGUGGAGUUUGAGGUUCUUCAGCAGCAGCAGCUUCACCCCCACACUCAACAAGAAGUCCAGCUCCAGGAGACCCAGCAGGCCACUGUCGACCACAAAGAGACAAAAACCUUUAACUGUCGGGUGGAGUAUGAGAAAACCAACAGAUCCAAGAAGCCCAAACCCUGCCUGUAUGAUCCAUCUCAGACCUGCUUCACGGAGCACACCCAGUCUCAUGCCGCCUGGCUCUGUGCCAAACCCUUCAAGGUGAUCUGCAUCUUCAUCUCUUUCUUUAGCAUCGACUACAAGCUGGUUCAAAAAGUGUGUCCGGACUACAACUUCCAAAGCGAGCACCCUUACUUAGGAUAAAUUAGACUGAACUGAGAAGAGCAAAAAAUAGAGACUAUAUUAAUGACUACAACGAUGAUUAUUAUAAUGAUAAUGAAGGAAAUGAUAGUCAUAUUGAUUACUAUGAAGAAACAGGGGACAGUUUUUUUUUGCCUCUGAACUGCUGUGAAUUGUGGAUUUAAAUCAAAUAUAAUCAGAGUUAAGGAUGGUUAGAAUAUUUCAGAUUUCUCUGACUUUCCUUCAAACUUUGUAUUUGUUACCCUCUGUUUUAAUUUAUUUUGUUUCUUCUUUCUGUAAAUAUUGUACUCAGCCUCAGCUCUCUUACUGUUUUUAGAUAUUGGUUUCUCAGUGUUAUUUAUUUUUUGCAUUUCGGGGAAUUCGGUUGAAAACAGCUGGAUUUAGAAUUAUGCCCUUUGACUACAGAAGAAGCCUGGCAAAUGGCUGUGCUGUGCCGACGCUGUAUGACAGACCUAAUGUUAUGGUAGGCUGACUGUUAAUCAUCCUCUCAGCUCUAAGUUGCAAACC